AUGGGACAGCAAAUCCUGAAUGGGACUUUUUACCCUGCCCACAGUUCCAAGAAUGCGAAUGGGAAUGGGAACGAGAAGAUGAGCCUGCAGGGGUAUGGUCAUAAAAUGUCGACACUAUUGAUGGUGUCGGAGGAGGAGGAGGAAGAGGUGAAUGUGAUGACUGACAAUGGCGGUAUUAAGAAGUGGCCUCUUGCUGUUGAUGGUGGUGUUACAGAGAGGGCUUUUCCGAGGAUUUGCAUUUGGGAUUCCGAUGGGGAGGCUGGGGAUAAAACGUAUGACAUAAUCGAUAAUUUGGAGACCUCGAUGUUUUAUAGAGACGGGUUUGUUAUGAAUCGAGAUGGGAUUAAGCAGUUUAGAAGGAAUCCCUGUUGUUUUACUGGUGGUGAGCCGCUGCUCCGCCCUGCUCAGCCAUCGUCGACCACCCGCCUCCGUUCGCUGCGCUUCUCAACUCACAGCGUCAAGCAGUCCCGGCGACCCUUCCCCGCGAGUAGGCUGCAACCGGUGACCGCCACCCCCUUUCGUUUCUCGUUCGCCGUGCAAUUGCUGUCCCUCACGACCACCAGCAAACGCGCCCUGCCACCACGAACAUCCCCUCGCCGCCGCUGCCGCGAGCAGGUCACCACUGGUGAAUCCUCGCAGCGCCCCUACGCCACGCUGCUCUUCAUCGGGCCGCUGCAACUCUGGCAAGCUCUCCCCCGCAAGCCAGCAACUCUGUCUCGAAAGCCAACCACGCUCACCAUUCACAAUUCCGCCCGCACCGUUAACCCGGAUUUGUCGGUAUCCGCGCCCGAACCCGAUGGUUCUGGACCAUCCGCCCCGACCCCCGGGGCAACAUCUUUCGGCGACAUCUUUCUUCAGCACCAGCAGGCCGCGGCUGCCUCCGCCGCCGUUCUUGCAGAGAUAAAGGAAAAGAAGAAGAAGAAGAAGAAGAAGAAGGAUAAAGACAAAGCUGUGAAGGCUUCAUCAACAAUAAAUAUCAACAUUAAUGGGAUUUAA
This is a messenger RNA of Striga asiatica, 996 nucleotides long. Lineage: Eukaryota; Viridiplantae; Streptophyta; Magnoliopsida; Lamiales; Orobanchaceae. The record is from the annotation of a GenBank genome assembly.